Molecule: messenger RNA, 842 nt
Organism: Zingiber officinale
Lineage: Eukaryota; Viridiplantae; Streptophyta; Magnoliopsida; Zingiberales; Zingiberaceae
Exons: 3
Coding region: 179-490 (103 amino acids)
Source: RefSeq, a predicted model, not a curated record
UUCUUUGGCCGGAGUUGGAUAAGUUACUUCAGGAUGAAAAUGAGACAGGUGCAUCUACUCCUUAUACAGCUACCAUUCCUGAAUACCGGGUUGUAUUUGUCAAGCUUGAAGAAGUUCCAUAUCUGGACAAAAGUUUGAGUUUUGCAAAUGGCCAUGCUAUUCAUGACAUACAACAUCCAUGCAGCACACAGUUUUAUGGAAGGUGGCUGGAAAACUAAUCAUGCCAAAACCAAAGGGCUUAACAUCUGAGAUUAAAAAAGCUCCGUCAUCUGGACUUAAGUGGUCCUUUUCUCCUGGGACUAACCUGCUAUCAGGUGGUGCUGCAAAACUUGAAAAAGAGUCUAGGCAAAAACUAAAUGAGUUUUCCAAUGAACUUAGAACAUUCAGAAGUGUUGACUUGUCAGGUCGUAACUUUGGUGAUGAUGGUCUGUUUUUUCUUGCUGAAAGCCUUGGUUACAAUAGGUUAGUUCUUUUCCUUCCUUUUCCAUAACCUUACUUUUUUUCUUGUUCCUACUUGUAAACUAUUACUGAACCAGACUCUUAAAGGUAUGCCAUUACUAAAGCAAGACAUUUAAGCAUAACUUUUUUAGUGUCGUUUAGCAUCUCAUUAGUUUUUUUCCAAGUCUCAGGCAGCAGAGGAAGUUGAUUUUUCUGGCAAUGGGAUUACAGCAGUUGGCCUAAAGGCACUUGAUGGUGUUCUUCAGACGAAUACCAUGCUUAAAACUGCAGUUUCUGUGAGAUAAUCAAGACUCUUUCACAUGCCCACAGUUUUCCCUUUUGUUUUUGGGGAAAGGAAAGCAAAUUAGAAUACUAAUUCUGAUCACAUUCUUUUUGCAGUUCAA